Molecule: messenger RNA, 5920 nt
Organism: Asparagus officinalis (garden asparagus)
Lineage: Eukaryota; Viridiplantae; Streptophyta; Magnoliopsida; Asparagales; Asparagaceae
Product: eukaryotic translation initiation factor 4G-like
Cellular component (GO): eukaryotic translation initiation factor 4F complex
Molecular function (GO): translation initiation factor activity; mRNA binding; protein binding
Source: RefSeq, a predicted model, not a curated record
CCGUUCCAUGUUUUUUCUCUCUCCCGUAAACACCAACUCUAUAAAACUCUUCUCUUCAUAAAUUUCUCUCUCUCAUCACUUCCUUUUCUCUCUCUGCCCGUCGCCGUUGUUGAUGAUUGAUCGCCGUUCCCCAAAUCAACGUCAUUGGGGUUGAAGGAGCCCUAAUCCCUUCCAACCUUCGAAGGGCGGGUAGAAGAGGCGAGGAUUUUAGGGUUUGGUAUUUAUGUCCAGUAAUCAAGCUAGGUUUGUAAAGAGCGACGGCCAGCUGAGGAAAACCGGCGGUCGAUCCGGCAAUAACAGAGGGUUUUCCGGUGGUGGCCGUGGAGGGAAGGGCGGAGGUGGGGCUUCUUUCCACGAAGUCUCAUCUUCUCCGAAUCAACCGCCAUUGUCGAGCAACCGAAGUUUCAAGAAGUCUAGCAAUGGACAAGGAGCCCAGUCAAGGAUAAAUCCUGCAAGUUCGAGUUCUGAAGCAUCUGUUGCCACUGCUGCUCCUAGAACUGUUCAGAAUGGUGCUCAUGGUCAACCCCCAUCACUGGCAUUGCCAAGUGGUCCAAGGCCAGAUACACCGAUCUCCACGACAUCUCGGCCCCUUCCAAAAGCUCCAUCUUCACAAUCUUCUAUUGGGAUUUCAGAUUCUACAAUGCUGAUCACACCCGUCAAAGGAGAAGAGACAAAGCCAUUCGCUCUCCAAUUUGGGACUAUAAGUCCUGGUAUUGUGAAUGGGUUGCAGAUUCCUGCCAGGACCAGCUCAGCACCACCUAACCUUGACGAGCAGCUGCGAGACCAGGCUCAUCAUGAUUCAUUCAGGGCUGUCCCCACACAGCCUAUACCUCCUGGUCCUAAGCAGAAGUCAGAACCGGCAAGGAAGGAUGUAGUUGGCAUUGAACAAUCUACUAGUGAGUUGCACCCUCCUGUGCAGCAACCACCAAUCUCUAUGCAAUUCGGUACCCCUGUUCUGCAACAAAUGCCUAUGACUUUGCCCAUAGGAAAUGCCUCCCAAGUUCCACAACAGAUGUUUGCUCAUAAUCUCCAGUCUCAUCCUAUGCAGCAUCAGGCAAUGAUUCACCAGGGACAAGGCUUGGGUUUUGGACCUCAACAUGGUCUCCAGCUUGGUCCACAGUUUGGGAACCUUGGGAUUGCUAUUACUGCCCCACAAUUUUCUCAGCAGCAGCAGCAGCCUGCAAAUUUUGGCGGCCCUCGUAAAACUACCGUAAAAAUUACUCAUCCAGAGACCCAUGAGGAGUUGAGGCUUGAUAAGAGGACGAAUUCUCAUGUGAAUGGUAGCUCAUCAGGGCAAAGGCUACCUCGUAAUGCAGGGCCACAAUCUCAUACUAUUACAUCAUUCACUUCCUCACAUUAUUUUCCUCAGAUGCAACCAAAUUCAUAUAAUCCUUCACCAAUCUACUUUCCUACUAGCACAUCAUUGACUACAGGUUCACAACCGCCAAGGAUUAGCUACCCAGCUGGACAGAGUGGCCAAGCCAUUUCAUUUAUGAACCCAUCACUCCUGAAUCCCAUGCCGGGUAGCAAAUCUCUGCCUCCUUUUCAUAGUCCCUCUGAAAUGAUAAAGUCAGAACCUCCUCUAGUUACAGCUCCACCAGCUCUGCCUCAGGGGUCAGUGAAGCCAACUGCUGCUCCAGUUGGUCCAAAAGUUGGGGGACCUUCCGUGACUAUUAGCAUGCCUAAUAACAAGGCUGAGGAGACUAGAUUCUUAAAGCCAGCCGGGGAAGCCACUUUCAUUGAUCAGUGUCAGCAAAGGAAUAAUGCAAGCUUAACAGAAAGUUCUCCGCAGCAGUCUGAGACGCUUACUCAGUUAUCAGACAUCACUCGAGGUGGACGUUCAGUUGCAGCGGCUUCAGUUGUUUCAACAAAAAUAACAUAUCCUGGAACUUCAUCAGCUCCAGCCAUUCCUUCAGUGAAUUCUGGAUCUGCCUUAUUAGCGAUUGAUAGCAAAAAAAUUGAACCUAUUGGAAGAUCAGAUUCCUUGAAGGAUAACCAGAAAAAAUCAAGCAUAAAAGAUCUGAAGCCAUCUCAGCAACAAGGACAAACAGAUGAAUCAGCUACAAACUUGUCUUCUUUAAAAAUUUACAAGGAUAGCAGCUCGGAACCUGUGAGCAGUACACAAUUAGUUGAAGGUACUCAAAAAAUUCGUGAAUCUUCUGGGGAGAAUACAUCAACUGCUACAACUGACUUGCCUUCUUCUUGUCCAGAACAUAGUGCUAGAACUGAAGCCAGAAGCAGUAAGUCAAUCAAAAGUAAAUUUAUACCUGCUGAUUCAGGUUCGACUGGAGCUGUUAAGGCUGAGGACGCACCAGAACAUUUUCCAAAGAGCUGUACUGUGAGAGGUCCGAAGGUGUCAUCUAGCGCUGACUUUGAGCUGGAUGAAAACAUAUCUGAAAAUAUAGAUUCUGCUUCACAGAAAACUGAUAAUGUUACUCUCGAAGUUGAAUGCAGAAAAAAGAUGUCAGAAGAGUCGGAACAUGGAAAAGCUUUUGAGGUUUCUACAGAUAAUAGUAACGCUAAAGUUGAUCCAGUUCCUACCAUCACAAGGUCUUCUGAAGAUGGAAAGCCAGAUGUGUUGGUUAAAGAGGAAGAGAGUAGAACAGCUGCUCAAAGGACAUUGAAUAUGGUAGAAAGAACAGCUCCUACAUCUUUGGAGCAUAAAUAUGCUGCUAACAAUGAGAAAGACGCGCCUUCUUUUCCACACACUGUUAAAGAUGAAAUGAAAAUAACAUGCGUUGAAGAUGUUGGCUCAUUUGAAGCCCCAAUAUCUGAGAGGACAACAAUUUCAGAAGCGUCUAUUGUGGAGAUUCCUGAAGAUGUGCGAACUUCCUCUGUGGCAUCUGGCCUCAAGGACAAAAUCCCUUCAGAGUCCGCUAAGGUUAAGCCUAUUACUGGAAAAAAGAAGAAAAGAAGAGAGAUAUUCUCAAAAGCUGAUGCUGCAGGACGUUCUGACCUGUACAACGCAUACAAGGGUCCAGAGGAAAAGCCUCAACUUGCAUAUACCUCAGAAAGUGUAGAUAGUUCUUCAAUAGUUGAUAGGGAAAAACAAGAAGCAGAUAAUCAUGAUAAAGAUGAAGUUAAAAUUGAGGAAGAUGGACAAAGAAAAGCUGAAGUUGAUGACUGGGAAGAUGCAGCGGAUAUCUCAACCCCCAAGCUGGAGAAUGGAAAGCAGGUUAAUGAAACAAACAAGCAUAGUGAUAACGAUGAAUGUGAAGCCACCAGCACAAAGAAGUACACUAGAGAUUUCCUUUUAACAUUCUUAGAGCACUGCACUGAUCUUCCUGUUAGUUUUGAGAUCGGAUCUGAUAUAGCUGAUGUGCUGAUGAGUGCUUCACUUAGUAAUUUACAUGUUGUUGACCGGGGUGCCUAUCCUAGUCCUGGAAGGAUAACGGAGAGAUCUCAGGGAGUUUCCAGGAAUGAUGACAGAUGGUCCAAGGCACCUGGCCCUUUUCCUCUACGCUCAGAUGGUCAUAAUAUUUGUCCUGUUCCAGGUGUCACUCAUGGGGUUUUAAGAAAUCCACGUGGACAAGCGUCAAAUCAGUUUCCAAUUUUCCCUGGUCCUAUGCAAUCAGUUACACCUCAGGGAGGAUCAUUGCGUUAUAACUCUGAUUCAGACCAAUGGCGUUCCCAAAACAGUUCACGAGGUUUAAUGCCUUCUCCUCAAACACCUUUGCAGGUUAUGCACAAGGCUGAGAGAAAAUAUGAAAUAGGUAAAGUGUCAGACGAGGAACAGGCGAAGCAAAGACAGCUGAAAGGCAUUCUAAACAAGUUAACACCUCAGAAUUUUGAGAAACUCUUUCUGCAAGUUAAAGAGGUUAACAUCGACAAUACUGUCACCCUCUCUGGUGUAAUAUCACAGAUUUUUGAUAAAGCACUGAUGGAGCCAACUUUCUGUGAAAUGUAUGCGAAUUUCUGUUUCCAUCUUUCUGGUGCAUUACCGGAUUUCACUGAGAACGAUGAAAAAAUUACCUUUAGAAGGCUACUCCUUAAUAAGUGCCAGGAGGAAUUUGAAAGAGGGGAAAGAGAGCAGGCUGAAGCUGACAGAGUUGAAGAGGAAGGUGAGAUUAAACAGUCUCAGCAAGAGAGAGAGGAAAAAAGGAUCAAGGCACGUAGGCGUAUGCUUGGAAACAUCCGCUUGAUUGGAGAAUUGUACAAAAAGAAGAUGCUAACAGAGAGGAUAAUGCAUGAGUGCAUCCAGAAGUUGCUCCGGCAGCAUGAGAAACUUGAUGUAGAAGACCUUGAAUCCCUGUGCAAGUUGAUGACUACAAUAGGAGAUCAGAUAGAUCAUGCCAAGGCUAAGGAACACAUGGAUGCAUAUUUUGAAGCAAUGAUAAAGUUAUCAACUAAUCAGGAAUUACCUUCACGGGUCAGGUUCAUGCUGAGAGAUGUAAUUGAUUUGAGGAAAAACAGAUGGCAACAAAGGAGAAAGGUUGAAGGGCCCAAGAAGAUUGAAGAGGUACAUAGGGAUGCAGCUCAAGAACGGCAAUCUCAAACUAGCAGAUUGACUCGUGGUCCUAGCAUGAAUUCUUCUUCAAGAAGAGGACCACCUAUUGAUUAUGGUCCACGAGCAUCCUCCAUAUUACCUUCCCCAGGCUCCCAAACUGGUGGCCUCCGUGGAUUACCCUCUCAAGCCCGUGGCUAUGGCAUGCAGGAUGUACGGUCAGAGGACCGCCAUCCUCUUGAGAACAGGACAUUGUUGCUUCCCUUGACUCAAAGACCUGAUGAUAGUUCUAUUACCCUUGGUCCACAAGGUGGUCUUGCAAGGGGGAUGUCUUUUAGGGGACAAACAUCAAUGUCAAGUUCUCUGGGAGAGACUCUUCUUUCCGUUGGAGAUAACCGGAGAAUGACAUCAGGUUCAAAUGUCUAUAAUACACCAGACAGGGUACCUUACAGCUCAAGGGAAGAUGCAGCAUUGAGAACACUGGAUAGGUCAUGUGCACCACCUAAUACACCUGCUGGGCGAACACAUGAAUCCCUAGGUUGUACUCUGAUAGCAGCUUCUGAUUCAAAACCAUUGAACGAAGAGGCUUUACGGGAAAAGUCAAUAUCAGCAAUAAGGGAGUUCUACAGUGCCAAGGAUGAGGAGGAGGUUGCUUUGUGCAUUAAAGAGCUGAACUCUCCAAGCUUCUAUCCUUCCAUGGUUUCUCUCUGGGUAACAGAUUCCUUCGAGAGAAAAGAUAUCGAGAGAGAUCUGUUGGCUAAGCUUCUAGUUGAUCUCUGCAAAUCUCAAGAUAGCUUGCUCAGUGAAAACCAGCUCAGUCAAGGGUUUGGAUCUGUUCUCUCAUCAUUGGAGGACGCUGUGAAUGAUGCUCCAAGAGCAGCUGAAUUCCUUGGGCGCAUCUUCGUAAAGGUGAUAUUGGAGAAUGUGGUGUCAUUAAGAGAUAUAGGUAAAUUGAUUCAUGAAGGUGGAGAGGAGCCCGGCCGUCUUCUAGAGAUUGGGUUGGCGUCAGAGGUCCUUGGCAGCAUAUUGGAGAGCAUAAAAUUAGAGAAGGGUGAGUUCACUAUGAAAGAGAUCCUUGUGAACUCUAAUCUUCGGUUAGAGGAUUUUAGGCCGCCGCAUUCAAAGUCUAAGAAGCUUGAUGCAUUUCUUUAGAGAAGAGGGGAAUAUCAUGUUUCGUGUGUAGGUCUAGUGAAAUUAUACUCCUUUUGUUUUAGUUAGGAUCUUUUUUAUAGUAAUUCUCGAAAAUGCAUUGAUAUUCUUUGGAAGACUAACUGAAGAAGGAAAUAGAAACGAGAGGGGGUUUCUUAGGCAUAGCGCAAAUUUUUAAUACAUUUUUGCUAAUAAUUGAGAUUAUUCUUAUGAGCACUGGUAGCUUGAGAUCCUAUAACCUGGCUCUGGGAAGCAAAGAGAUUUAUGAAAGCCAUCGUAGUGGUGUUUGAUGCAAUAAAAACUUUCCUCCUGAGUCUUUCGGCAAAA